Messenger RNA from Sparassis crispa, 2073 nucleotides. RefSeq lists its product with no specific name. NCBI's taxonomy places the organism in Eukaryota, Fungi, Basidiomycota, Agaricomycetes, Polyporales, Sparassidaceae. The transcript is spliced from 8 exons. Gene Ontology annotation, molecular function: snoRNA binding; protein binding. Gene Ontology annotation, biological process: maturation of SSU-rRNA from tricistronic rRNA transcript (SSU-rRNA, 5.8S rRNA, LSU-rRNA). The record is from RefSeq and is a predicted model, not a curated record. Gene Ontology annotation, cellular component: Pwp2p-containing subcomplex of 90S preribosome; small-subunit processome. Bases 1 to 2073 code for a protein of 690 amino acids.
AUGGAGAGGGUACAUUUCCAACAGGAGCAGAUGCUCGCCGAGCUCAAGGACCUCGUGCAGCGAGGUCUCUUCACCCAGAAAGAAGCGAAGCAGAUACUGCAGAAGCGCACCGCGUUCGAAACGGCGCUCGUGCGGCGCGUCGCGAAGAAGGGCGACUUCCUGCGCUACGCGGCGUACGAGAUGGGGCUCGAGGCCCUCCGGCGAAAACGCGUCGAGCGGCUCAAGCAGGACACGGCGCCGCCGUCCGUGUCGGACUACGCGCUCGUGCGGCGGCAGUUCCACAUAUUCGAGCGUGCGCUCAAGAAGUUCAAGGGCGACGUCGGGCUGUGGAUACAGUACGUACGGGUGGCGAAGAAGGAGCGCGCGCGCGCGCUCGUCGGGCGGAUCACGGCGCGCGCACUGCAGCUGCACCCGAACGUCCCUGCGCUGUACAUUCUUGCCGCGUCGCAUGAGCUGCAGCACCUCUCGCCGUCGACUGCUCGGGCGCUGCUGCAGCGGGGGAUCCGGCUGAACGCGGAUAGCGUGGAGAUGUGGAGGGAGUACGUGCGGAUGGAGUUGGGGUUCGUGGAGAGUCUUCGGCGACGAUGGGGUGUGCUGGGGAUCGACGUCGCGCAGGGUGACAAGGGCAAGGGCAAGGAGAUGGAGAAGGAAAAGGCCAUUGAUGAAGGGCUGCUGGCCUUCGAAGAUGAAGCAAUGGGAGAAGGGGAAGAUGUCCAGAUGGCAGCAGACCAAGAGGAAGGUGCUGAGGACGAGGCGGCAAGGAGAGAAAUUAUGCAGGGUGCGAUCGUCAAGUCCGUGAUGGACAAUGCGGCCAAAGCACUCCCAAAAUUCGAGCUGUUCACGUCAUUGCACGACCUGCUCGUCAUAUACCCUUGUCCGCCGGAAUUGCGUGAUGCUUUGCUCGAGCAUCUCUUUGUCCUUCUGCGCAGCACGCUUCCCACCGAUCCGGCGGCGAUAAAGUUGUCUGCUACGCGGUAUCUUACGCCAGGCCUAAAAGGCGAGGCGCUGAUCGACGCGCUGAAGGGAGCGAACGAGCAGCUGGUGAAAGCGGUGCGCGACAAUAGCACCUCCAGCUCAAGUCUCGCAGCGGCGUACGUCACAUUCGUGAAAGAAUGGUGCGAGAAAGAUGUUGACGACACUCUGAAAGGGUAUCUCGUUGCGUCUUUGCAUAUGCUCGCACAGCGCGAUGCAGCCUCGGCAGCGCUGAUGGCGGCAGAAAUCAGACUAUUAGCGUCAUACCCGCAAAUCCACCCGUUUCUCCCACCCAGCUGCAAUAGCAUCCCGCAUAUCCUUCGGCUGGCGAGAAAAUACACGCGAAAGGCCUCUGGAGCAGAAGAGAUGUGGAUCGCGCGGCUAGAGCUUGAAAGCCAGUUCACAGAAGGUAAAGAAGCGUAUCAGGCGACGUGGGCAGAAGCAAGGGAAGCGGUCGUCGAAGGCGACGGGGUGACGACCGUGUGGCUCUGGGGGCUGGAACGUGCUCGCGAAGCGGACGUGGAGGCGGACGUGGAGCUUCUGGAGACCCUCCUGCGGGAGAGCAAGCGAAUUACGGAUCCGGCUGCGUGGAGUGCAGUCCAUGAGGUGCUACUGGUGCGGUACGCUGCUGCGGUUUUGGCCCUGGCAGACGGCGACGUGGCACGACCGGGACCGGGAGAGAGAAGUACGCCAGACCGUGCCCAGCUUGGAGCGGCGACUGCAGCGGCGCGCGCGGGCGCACGCGUGCAGCGAGUGCGACAUAUUGCUACAUCGUAUCUGCCCAGCGCAAAGGUGUGGGCGCGCGUGUUCGCGCAGGAGGCUGCAGCCAUGCAGUCGGGUCUGCAGGGCGAUGCAGAUCUAAAGGUGCUAGAGGAGGUGUAUGAGUAUUGGAGGAGGGAGGACGGGGUCGCCGCCACGGCCGAGUGGGCGAAGUUGCUGCUGCGCCGCGGAAAGGGAAGGGAGGCGCAGGCGGCGGUGAUGCGCGCGCGGAGUUGGUUGACGGCGGACGAGAGCGGCGAGGUCGAGCGUCGGUGGGCGAUCGAUCUGGAAGGACCGCCGGAAGACUCCGGUGCCGCCGCGGCAGCGUGUAACAUUAGGUAA